Adelges cooleyi (spruce gall adelgid) is the source of this 664-nucleotide messenger RNA. RefSeq lists its product as uncharacterized. The record is from RefSeq and is a predicted model, not a curated record. The transcript is spliced from 5 exons. Bases 134 to 664 code for a protein of 176 amino acids. NCBI's taxonomy places the organism in Eukaryota, Metazoa, Arthropoda, Insecta, Hemiptera, Adelgidae.
AAAAUAUAUGUUAAAUUGAAUAUGUUUCUGAUUCGAUUUACUGUAAAUCUAGCUAUUAUUUAGAAUACAAAUAAUUUAAACCGUUCACUUCAUUUAGUUACAAGUCGUGUAUCAUUUAUUACAACGAAAAAUUAUGUGUUUACAAAUAUAUACAAAAUACAUUAUUUUAUUAUGUUUAACUUAUUAUUUUCCGAUGGUAAAUUCUAUCACUAAAGAGCAUAUAAAUAAUAUGUGGACCGGGAUAAAACCUGACUACCGUGACUAUAUUCUCCUCGAUGAUUUGGUUAGUAAUUUUGGGUACGUGGACCGCGAUGAAUUCUUGCUCGUGAUGUCACAUUACGGAUCCAAACAUCAGAUAAAUAAAGCCAACUAUGAAUACAGAAUGUAUUUUCACCAUUUUGCAAAGGCCGUGAUUGAAGGUCGCAUACCAAGAUGUUCUAUAAAGGCGAUGCAUGAGAUAUUUGAGAAAAUACUUCCACAAGACAAAAACAGAGGAUAUAUUAUUCGCGAAGACUUGAUUAGACAUUAUGGAACAAAAAUGUCUAAAACUAACCUCGAAACUAUUAUGACAGAGUUCGGAGAAUUGGAAGGUGAUGUAGUCCGAUUAUAUUUGUAUAAAUUUAAAAGAGCCAUGAACAUUGGACUUCUUCCAGAACCGACGUGA